AUGGCCACGCUGCGGCAGGUUGCGCUGAAGCACUUCUCUCAGCAACAGAGGCGUCCUGACUACGAGCACGAGCUGGAGGAGCGGAAGUGGGAGUACCUCAAGCGGAGGCGCGGCCUGCUGGAGCAGGCCAAGGCGGCUGACCUCGAGCAGGCGCGGCGCGACCCGAUGCAGACCGAGAUGCGCAGCCUGGAUGACGCCAUCCGCAGCUACACGCGCGCCCUGCAUUCGCUCCGCAGGCGGCGCAACCGAGAGCGGCAGCUGCACCAGGAGAUAGAGCUCAGACAGGCGUGGCGGGCCCGCGACAUGCACGCGGUCCCACGGCUGGCGAGGACGUUGGCGCGCACAGGCAUAGGGGUCAAGAACCGCAACUACCGUGCGCACGCGUCCUGCAACCCCACGGGCGACGAGUGGAUCGAGUACUUGGCCCAGCCUGCGCUGGCAGGAGGACUCGCGGGCCGCCCUGUGACUGUCCCCGUCUGCCACAAUCUCACCGACGCCCACUUCCAGGCGCUCAGGGAUACCGACGAGUACGCUCACCCUGACAACUACGAGGUGUCCCAGGCGACGCUGAAGAAGGCGCAGCAGGACUUCGGGAUGACCCUGAAGGCGCUGCGACGCACGAAGAUUGGAAAGUUUGCCCCUUCGUGGUCCUGCCCGUCGGAGAUUUUCAAGAUGCUGGUCGCCCCAGCAUGGAUCAGCGCCCCCGCCAACUAUGUGAAGCAAACGGCGGGCUUGGGGUCCCGCCCAGCCGCCAUCUUCGAGGAGAAUCCCCAGGGGCCCGACCCGUACGCGCGGGACCAGCUGCCCCACCUUGAGCAGUACGGCGAGCCCCGCCGUCGCUUGUUCCGCCUCGUCCUCCACGCACGCCGUGUGCGGCAGCUGCCGCAGCAGGCGUCCAUGUCGUUCGGCCUCGCCCCCGACAAGAAGAAUGGCAAGCCAGGCCCAGGCGGCCGACGCUUGGUCCACUGCAUGUGCAGCUGGUGGCGUGCAGUCGUUCGUGGAGGUCUCCUGCGAGGAGGUGCCUUUCGCCCUCCCGAAUGGGCCUUCGCGGCUCGCGCCCGCCGGCGCGAACACUUGAUGCUGGCCACCCGAAUCGUGGCGUGGAAGGGCCACCAAGCUGGGCAACCCAUGCUGCACAAGAGCUUCGAUGCGACCAAUGCAUUCGGCUGCGGCGACAAGGACCAGAUCGAGCAUGGCGUCCGCCUCCGACUGGAGACGGCCGCCGAGGAGGUCGAGGAGGAUGACGUGGACUACGUGACGACGAUCUCCAGGCUCAGGCGCCAGUCGCUGACGGUGGUCAUCUCGGGUUCGGACCACGAGGUGGCGAUCGCCAGCGGCUCGGGGGGCUUCAUGGGCGACACCUCCGAGCCCGAACUCUUCAUGAGCAACUACCACAUCGCGGUCCAGAAGUGGGCCCUCGUGGACCAGGCGGCCACUGGCGAGGCGAUGAUGAUCAACUUCGAUGACCGCCUGCCCACGAUUGACGCGAGCCUGGGGUGCUUCAUGGAUGACAUCUUCAAAACGCAGCUCGUCCCGCCCACCGCGCGCACGGCCCUGGAGGUUGAGCGGUGCUCCCAGCGGAACGAUGCAGGUCUCGACGCUGCGCUUGCUGCGCGGCAGUACGGCCAGAACCGAGCGAAGCAGGACGUAGUUGUCUCGUUGGGUUCGCGGCAGCUGGUCCGCCAGACCAUACAGGCCCUGGCCAGGAGUGGGUGCCGCAGCGGCUACGAGCUCAAGCACCUGGGGGGCUGGUUCAACGCGGGCUGGAUGAUGGUGCAGGGCUUCUGGUACUCCUCCGCCCCCAAGCGCGUCAAGCGCCUCAUGUUCAUCAGCCUGGUGUCGGGGGCGGCCUUGUCGGGCACCACGGCCUACUGCUGGACCGACUCGGAGGCUCGCCAAAUUUGCAGUUCUUUGUCACGCAAGUUGGGGUCGAUGAUGGGGGGAACGUCUCACAUGCAUAACGAUCACGUGAAGGUGAUGACUACUAGAGAAGUCUACAGGUUCUGGAGCCUCGUCCCGUUCAGCCUGGAGGCGCUGGUCCAGCGCCUCCGCAUGUGGCAGGCUAUUGUGCGCAGCCCUCGACAACAUAGCCACGUCCUGGGCGUCUUCUUCGGGGAAAUGAAGUGGGAGCUGACUAGUGAGUACAGAUGCCCACCGACGCUAGUGGAAUCUGGGCAGUUCAAUUCUGAUGCUGUUAUUCAUCCUUGGGCGCGUCAGCUGCGACGCGAUCUCGAGGCCCUCUGCGACCACCCAGAGGCGGAGUACUUUUCGCUGGUCUGGGAGAGCCGCUCGCUGAGGGACCUGCUGUGGGACGAGGAGGUGAACGGCCUCUGUGUCUCCCUUGACGUAAGGAGGGCCGUUCUAUUUCGAUUGUACAACCUCGACCAGCCCCAGUUGACCCGAGGCCGAGACGCCGUGAUCUGCCUCCGCGGGAGGCUCGCCUGCGGGGCUCUGACUUGCGCACAGCGGCCCGCCUGUUCGUCCCCGCUGCCGCUGGAGGUGCGACUGCCCGCGCUGCACCCGUUCCUGCAGGUGGUGCAACUGCUCGUGAUGGAGGUCGAGAAGAAGGGCCGCUGGCGCCCGCAGGUGGCGGCCUCCUCGGCCAGCUCGCGGACUGGUGGAGCGCAGUCCAAGCCCGCCGACAGCGACAGUCGCAAGAGCCAGAAGGACAGCAAGGGCACCAGGCUGGCGCGGGGCGAUGCGGGCUUGGAGGGCGCCGCAGUGAAGCCGAAGACACGUCGUGGCGGACGGCGCCGCGCGGAGGCCAAGGAGCGCAAGCUCACGACGAAGGACGCAGGCCUCAAGGACCUCCUCCUGCACCUCUCCAUGCUGGUGUCGCAGCUGGCGCAGAGGUCUCGAGCGAUGUGGGGCAUCACCACGCGCACAGCGAUCCUGGAGGACAAGUCGCCAGUGAUCAAGGCGAUGCAGCAGGAGGGCCAGGACUUCGCGCAGGUGGCGAACCAGAAGCGCGCGGAGGUCAGCAGGCUGAAGGACCAGGCCAAGGCGGCGAAGGACACGGACGGAGCAGCGGCCCGCCAGUUCGACCAGGAGGCCGACAGGAUGAUGGAGGGACUCCGCGGCCUGGGCCCUCCAGCGCCCGCGGUCUUCUGCGCCAUGAUCGAGGCGCUGGCGAACGAGGAGAUCGGCAAGAGGCUCAAAGACGUCCUGGUCGCACUACUGGCCGAGAUGGAGGAGGCGCCUCCCACCUACGUUCGCCUGUGCCGCCUGGAGAGCUGCAAACAGCCCGACAUGCUGAAGGUGGUGUUCGCGCUGGACCGUGUGGACCUCGAGGUGCAGGUGAUGGAAGCGUUCCGCUCGAUGGGAGUAGUGACGACGGUGGGCGCAGCGCCGAGUGGGUACCUCGAGGACGAGAUCUCGGCCUGGAUCGAUGUGCUGAAGGACGCCUGA
Molecule: messenger RNA, 3408 nt
Organism: Prorocentrum cordatum
Lineage: Eukaryota; Dinophyceae; Prorocentrales; Prorocentraceae
Source: the annotation of a GenBank genome assembly